Symbiodinium necroappetens is the source of this 1491-nucleotide messenger RNA. NCBI's taxonomy places the organism in Eukaryota, Dinophyceae, Suessiales, Symbiodiniaceae. The record is from the annotation of a GenBank genome assembly.
GGGGGGAGCGAUAGAGAGGCAUGUGAGCCUCGUGAGCCCAAGAUGAGCGCCUGUUGGAGGGCCUCCUUGGCGGCGCUGGCAGCUGUGGCGGUGGCGCUUUCGGAAGACAUUGCAGAGUGCAAGGAUCGUGAUGAUCGCUGGUCGGCCUAUGGUACGUCCUGCGAGAGGAUGAAGGCCAUGUGCGAAGACGACUUCUAUGGAGAAUUGGUGCGCAGCUGGUGUCCCCUCACUUGCGGAGCGUGUCGCGCCUCCUCACAGGAGAUCGACGACCUGGCCUGGAGCGCCACGGCGAGAGACAGCACCAGCGCGACAGAGAACGCGACGGAGCGUUUUGCAGUGCAGCGACAGGAGUCAAACGUCAGCUUCUUGAAUGCAUCGGCUUUACGUACGGAGCUUCCGCUGCCGCACCGAACAGGUCCAGGAAAUCUUUCGUCUUCUCUCUGGAGGACCGGAGAGGACAGGGGAGCGGACACAGGUCGUGAGUUCCGCGAGCUCCGCGAGGAACACAACCUGAGCGCCGGGAAGGCGAUCCUGCUAUUGGAAGAGCUUGACGAGGUGCCAUCGCCAAACUUUCACACCUUUUGUGUUUCUGUGGCGAGCCGCAAGGCAGCUGAGGUCUCGGGCGCGGGCUCCGGCCCGAGCGUGGCCAGCCUUGUGUCUGCUUUUGGGCUUUGUUGGGGGCUUUGUGCUGGGCUUUGGGCGUCCGAGGACCCUUGUCGGCGCAGCGGCCUGAGAUGGGCUCCGGGCAGGGGUGAGAGAGAGGCUGCGCAGAGCAGGCUCGAUGCCCUCGGAAAGCAUGCUGUGGGGGCACUGAGUAGCACGCUGGAUGCUCUGAGCCCUCGCCCCAGAAUUGCCUCGGCGCGUGGCUCGGAAUUUCUGGACGACGUUGAGGACCUUGGCAACUGGAGCGAAAGCGAGAAAGAGCCCAAAGGCGGCAAGGGCGCAGUGGCUCAAAUGCUGGAUUUCUUGCUUCCGGACUUGGAGGAAGAGGAGAAGAAGGUGUGCCCGGAAGGCUGGGAGCGGGUGCUGGGUGACGUCUACGGCGGCGACCAGUUCUCCGGUGGCUGGCGCCACUCGGCCGAGUCGGUCGAGGACUGUGCCUGGAAGUGCUUGACGCAGCCUGGAUGCGGGAGUUUCGAGUGGAGUGAGUCCAGGAAGAGGUGUCUCCGCAACAGCCAGACACGACCCACGCAUGAGGCCGAUCGUGCGGGCUUCGUGUUUUGUCGACGCCAACCGUGCCCAAGCUUCAAGACUCACAAGGACUGCGUCGGGCCGGGUGUUUCACCGGGCUUUUACUCCAAAGAGGUACGUAUGCGGCCGGGCAGCUACUGUAUUUGGUCCGGCGGCGCCUGCCAGGCCCCGAUGGCCUGCACGGACUCGGACUGUUUCUUGCCGGACGGCGGCCUGCCGGGCAUGGACCUGCCCAGUCGCUACACGCUCUGGAUCUCCCGCGAGGGCUUACAGGCCACCAUGGCCUCGGGCCGGCACUGA